AUGAACUCAAGCCAGAAUCCUUUUGAAGAGGCUUUUAUGAAAAACUUAAUUGUAGUUGGGUUGGGUGGCAUCAUAACCUACAUUGAUGGAAUCUUUGUGAUUGCCUUUUUUAAAAAUCCAGUUUUCUACACCGACACAAGAUACAUUCUGUACAUUCACCUCGUCAUCAAUGACAUAAUUAUGCUCUUCCUUUCAGUUACUCUGCAUGUCCUCGUUUAUGCUGUACCUCUUUUGAAUGUCACAGUCUGCAGUUUUCUGCUUCUGUUCGCCACAACAACUAAAGAAAACACUCCACUGAAUCUAGCUGGAAUGGCCUUGGAACGCUACAUUGCCAUCUGCAAACCGCUGCAUCACCCUCAGCUUUGCACAGUGAAAAGGACCUACAUCUUCAUAGGCCUGAUGUGGCUUCAGUCUUCUAUUCCUGCACUAACUGAUAUCAUUAUUGUUUUGGUGAAUGAACCCAUCAGUAUUUUUUCAACAUCCAUUACUUGCUAUUCUAAGAGUCUUUUUAACACAAAUCAGCACCUCAUCAGAACAAUCUCUGUAGAGUCUCUUUAUUUAUCAUGUGUGUGGAUGACGCUGUUCUUUACUUACUUCGGGGUUCUUCAGGCAGCUAAAGCUAUAACCUCUGAUCAGGUUUCUGCCAGAAAAGCCCAGAACACUAUUUUGCUCCAUGGCCUGCAGCUCCUUCUCUGUAUGCUUGGCUAUAUUACUCCAAUUAUAAACUACUUUUUCUUAGCACUGUUCCCAAACUAUAGAAGCACAGUUUUGUUCAGUACCUAUUUAAUGGCUAACGUUAUUCCAAGGCUACUCAGUCCUCUAAUAUAUGGAUUCCGAGAUCAAAAAAUGUUCAGAUAUGUCAAAAUGUAUUUAACGUGCAGUCUGUUCCUCACAAAGAUUGAACCAAAUGAAGUUGAGUCCUAG
Molecule: messenger RNA, 924 nt
Organism: Colossoma macropomum (tambaqui)
Lineage: Eukaryota; Metazoa; Chordata; Actinopteri; Characiformes; Serrasalmidae
Product: odorant receptor 131-2-like
Exons: 1
Coding region: 1-924 (307 amino acids)
Biological process (GO): G protein-coupled receptor signaling pathway
Cellular component (GO): membrane
Molecular function (GO): G protein-coupled receptor activity
Source: RefSeq, a predicted model, not a curated record